This is a messenger RNA of Zingiber officinale, 1407 nucleotides long. RefSeq names its product metacaspase-1-like. The record is from RefSeq and is a predicted model, not a curated record. Gene Ontology annotation, molecular function: cysteine-type endopeptidase activity. The transcript has 5 exons. NCBI's taxonomy places the organism in Eukaryota, Viridiplantae, Streptophyta, Magnoliopsida, Zingiberales, Zingiberaceae. Gene Ontology annotation, biological process: proteolysis. The coding region runs from base 155 to 1267 and encodes 370 amino acids.
AAAAAACUCGGGAGACAAUUUCAACUGCUUCACGCGUUCCUUCCGGCUCUUCCUCUCGCACUUCUUCUUCGGUCUUCCUCGUUCCUUCCUUCUUAUCCUUCUCCUCCGCCGGCGAUCGUUCCCCGCCUGCGUGUUCUCCAGCCAAGCCGUCGCCAUGUUCCCUCCCUACCGGGCGAUGAUGCUGAUUGACUGCUCCCACUGCCGCACCCAGCUGCAGCUCCCCCCGGGGGCUUCCUCGAUCCGCUGCGCCGUCUGCCGGGCCGUCACCAACGUAGCCGAUUCUAGGAGCUCCCCGAUGAUUCCUUCGGCUCCUCCCUUCCAACCGCCCCCCGGUCCCGGCCCCCCUCCGAUUUACCCGCCGCCCCCUUCCUGGAGUACGCCGUCGCCGCCGCAGAGACCGGGUGGGCGGAAGAAGGCGGUGAUUUGCGGAAUCACGUAUCGGAACACAAGGCACGAGCUGAAGGGGUGCAUCAAUGACGCCAAGUGUAUGAAGUACCUCCUUAUCAAUCGAUUCGGCUUCCAGGAGUCCAACAUAAUUAUGUUGACAGAGGAAGAAAGAGAUCCAUACAAGAUUCCAAUUAAACACAACAUAAUGAUGGCAAUGUAUUGGCUUGUCAAAGGUUGUCAACCUGGAGACUCUUUGGUAUUUCACUACUCUGGCCAUGGUUCCCAACAAAGAGAUUACAGAGGGGAAGAAGCAGAUGGCUACGAUGAGACUCUUUGUCCUCUAGACUUUCAGAAAAAUGGAAUGAUCGUUGAUAACGAUAUUAAUGAGGCACUAGUUAGGCCACUACCUUCUGGAGUUAGGCUUCAUGCUAUUAUAGAUGCUUGUCACAGUGGCACUAUGCUAGAUCUACCUUAUCUUUGCAGAAUGAACAGGAGUGGAGUUUAUGCAUGGGAAGAUCAUCGACCUCGAAAUGGUGCUUGGAAAGGUACAAGUGGCGGAGAAGCCAUUUCAUUCAGUGGUUGUGAUGAUGAUCAGACCUCUGCAGACACUACGGCUUUAUCAGGGAUUACUUCAACAGGUGCCAUGACUUAUUGCUUCAUCCAGGCCAUUGAGCGAGGACAAGGGGCUACAUAUGGAACUAUACUGGCUUCCAUGCGAUCCACCAUUAGGGGCUCUGGUGAUUCACUUUCUUCAGGCCCUGUUACCUCACUCAUCACUAUGUUGCUGACUGGAGGUAGUAUGCCUGGCACACUCAGACAGGAGCCACAACUCACUUCCAACGAAAUGUUCGAUGUUUAUUCAAAACCAUUCUCUCUAUGAUUUUAUGGAAUUGCUUCUAAGCCGGAUUUGCCCAGUGACACCAGAGGAAGCACAAUUGGCAACGAAAUUGUUUGUUGGAUUUGGAUAUUAAUAUUUGGUGAAACAAUUUGUGUGGAAAUUACCAUGGAUUCUUUUUUUCA